Molecule: messenger RNA, 915 nt
Organism: Trifolium pratense (red clover)
Lineage: Eukaryota; Viridiplantae; Streptophyta; Magnoliopsida; Fabales; Fabaceae
Exons: 3
Coding region: 160-528 (122 amino acids)
Biological process (GO): proton motive force-driven ATP synthesis
Molecular function (GO): proton transmembrane transporter activity
Source: RefSeq, a predicted model, not a curated record
AUCAAAAUAAAACUAAAAAAAAAAAAAAAAAAAAAACAAAGAAUCGCAAAAAGACUCACAUAGAGAGAGCCGCAGUAUCCUUGAGUUGUUGCAGCGUCGCGUGGUAACGGCGGCGAACAAUUUCCGAUUACUGCACUCUCUUUCACUCGACAAGAUUUGAUGGCGGCCAAGUUGCAGCAGUUGACGUCCAAAGCGUGUCAAGCAUCCCAAUUUAUAGCCAAGCAUGGAACAUCUUACCACAAGCAGCUGUUGGAGCAGAACAAGCAAUACAUUCAGGAUCCUCCUACAAUAGAGAAAUGCAACCUUCUGGCCAAGCAAUUAUUUUACACUCGCCUUGCUAGUAUUCCAGGUCGUUAUGAGUCCUUUCAUAAGGAACUUGAUUAUGCCAAGCAAUUCUGGAAGAAUAGGCAACAGUUAAAGGUUGAAGAUGCAGGUAUCGCUCUUUUGUUUGGCGUGGAAGUCUUUGGAUGGUUUUGUGUUGGUGAGAUUGUUGGAAGGGGAUUUACUUUCACAGGUUACUCUGUCUGAGAGUAACCACUUUAUAAUGUACGAUUUAGCGGGGCUCUAUACUCCAAAAGCCAGGAGUACUGUCAUUUACUAUAGCAUUUUGUUGAUUUUGGGCAAUUCUACAAGCAAUUUGUCAUUCUUUUGUUGAGGGAAAAAAGGUUGAGAAACUAGUGAUUAAUAAGCCUCGGUAACCUCUUGUAUUUGAAAUGGGAUGGACCACCCGUUGUUCUCUUAUCAUGCCAGAAAGCUAGCGGCAUUAAUCAACCGUAUAAUCAUUUUCCUGUAAUUUUUAAUCAUUUUUGCCAUUGUUAAUUAGUAUCCAUGUUUUUUUUUUUUGGUACAUUAAUAUCCAUGUUUUUUUACCUUUGCAUGAAAUAUACAAUGAGAAUAAAUUGCUCAAUUUUCGUA